Drosophila hydei is the source of this 635-nucleotide messenger RNA. RefSeq lists its product as uncharacterized. The annotation marks the transcript as partial. The record is from RefSeq and is a predicted model, not a curated record. Lineage: Eukaryota; Metazoa; Arthropoda; Insecta; Diptera; Drosophilidae. The transcript is spliced from 3 exons.
GAAUCCAAACGCGAUGGACAACAGACCUAUUUUUCUUGGGCUGCUGCUAUCAUUUUUUUUCUAAGCCUAAAUGAUGCUGUUCAAUUUAAAUUCACAAAUUUCGUCUGCGAUGUCGUCAACAAAUCGUGGGUGAAAUUAAACCAAUGCCGACUGCGCGCCGUUAACCGCAAUGAAACGCAUUUAAAUUUUAAUCUGACAUUGCUACAUCCUGUUAAGAAAGAGGUUUUGGUUGAGAUUCAGUUAUUUAAGCGUGAAAAUGGCUACAAGCCAUGGCUUUAUAAGGCAUCCAUCGAUGGCUGUCGAUUUGUAAAGAAACCCUAUAAUCCCGUUGCUAUAAUUGUCUAUAAGUUAUUCAAAACAUACUCAAACUUAAACCACACUUGUCCGUUCGAGGGUUUCAUUUUACUAAAAAAGUUUAAUCUGAAAUUUGAGUACCUUCCAAAUGCUUUACCAACAGGCGAAUAUCUACUAAAAUUGGAUUGGAUUUUUAGUAAGAAAUUGCAAUUGAGAACAAAUGCUUACUUUAGCUUCAUAGAGGACUAGCUAACUGAAUGCAAAUUAAGUGUAAAUGUCAACUAUAUUAUAUUGGCACUGGUGUUGUUUUACAAAAAUAUCAUUCCUUAUUCCAAAUAAAU